This is a messenger RNA of Colossoma macropomum (tambaqui), 5273 nucleotides long. RefSeq names its product immunoglobulin-like and fibronectin type III domain-containing protein 1. The record is from RefSeq and is a predicted model, not a curated record. Gene Ontology annotation, molecular function: protein binding. Lineage: Eukaryota; Metazoa; Chordata; Actinopteri; Characiformes; Serrasalmidae.
CAGAGAGCAUCUCAAGCAGGCCUCAUUUUCCUGAAAAGGAGUCGACACUGUAACAUCAGAGGGAGCUUGGCAGCACGCAGCCGGAAAAAAGGGCACUGUGCACACUACACAAAGGUUCGAGUCCUCGGCAUCACUGGUGAUAAGAUGAAGUUUCGAAAGUCAAAGGAUGAGGAGCCCACAGCUCCUGGACAAGUGGCCAUCAGAAAGAGAUCCAAAGUUCCUGGUGUAAUGAUCACUCAGUUUGUGGAAGAACUUCCUGCAGGAAAGAGCCACCCAGACUUCACACGAAAACCCAUCGCCUUGACCAUUCAGGAAGGGCAAGUUAGCUUUUUUCAAAGCCAUCAUUACUGGAGAUCCAAAACCAACUGUAAAAUGGACUCGAAACAAUGGUGAAAUUUCUGAUACAAGAAGUUACUGCAUUACAUAUGACCCAAUCAUGGGAGAACAUCAGUUACAGAUGCCAAAUGUAGCUGUAGAGCAGGCAGACACCUACAAGUGUAUUGCUGAAAAUGAGUAUGGACGUGCUGUUGUCACUGCCACACUGAAUGUGAUUGAGGUUGGGUUCAAGAAGAGCAAGGCAUUGCAAGAAGCACGAGAAGCUCAACGCGAACAAUCAAUAGAUUUCACAAAAUCUCUGAAAACUCGAACUGAUCGUCCAAGAGCGGAGAGAAAAGAUGGAGAAGUUGAUGAAAGGUUCUGGGAACUGUUGCUGAGUGCUGAUAAGAAAGACUAUGAGCGCAUUUGCGCUGAAUAUGGAGUCACUGACUUUCGCUGGAUGCUGAAGAAACUGAAUGAGAAGAAAAGAGAAAUAGAAGAGCAGCAGGCACAGUACGUUGAAUAUCUGGGCAACCUGAGACACAUUGAGAUAAAAAAUACUGGAUGUGCACAAUUUGAAUUUGAGAUGGACCUCAAGGACCCCAAUGCCAAAAUCUUCCUCUAUAAAGACGGCGAGAUGGUUGCAUUCAGCCUCGAGUCAGAUGAGAAGCACAGUUUGCGUCAAACAGGCAGAAAGUUCGUCUUUACUGUAAAUGGCCUGUCUUCAGAUGAUGCUGGACUCUACCAAGUAGAUGUGGAAGGAGUCAACGUCUUCUCUACUGAUUUUAAAAUUCCAGUGGUGGACUUCUUGGUGAAGAUUGAAGAAGUAAAGGCAGUUGAAAGAGAGGAUGCGGUGUUCGAGUGUGUUCUUUCUGCUCCACUCUCAAAGAUCACUUGGAUGGGAAAGAGUGUUCCCUUGGCGCAAGGCGAAAAGUAUGACAUUACAGUUUCCGAGGACAUGUUGAUCCACAGACUAGUGGUGAAGGACUGCAUGAAAGUGGAUAAUGGCAUAUAUGCUGCUGUGGCUGGUAUCAAGUCCUGCAAUGCCUGGCUGAUAGUAGAAGCUGACAACGACCCAAAGAACCGUGGAAAGAAAGCAGCACGCAAAACAACCCAGGCAGGAGGGAGUGGCGCCGACGUGGCGAAGAUUGCUGCCGAGCAACAAGCCAAGCUGCAGAAGGCAAGAGAGGAGAAGAUGGAGGCGCUCAAACAGAAACAAGCUGAAGAGCCUGAAGAGGCUCCAGCCACUGAGGCCGAGCCUCUAGCUGAGCCCAAGCCUCUAGCUGAGCCCAAGCCUACACCCAAAGCCAAACCUAAGCCUAAACCCAAGCCUGUAGCUGAAGGUGUGGUAGAAGAGCCAGAGACAGAACCAGAGGUGGAGGAAAUAGCUCCAGAACCAGAAAAUAAUGAUGGAUCUGAACAAACUGUUCUAGAGCCACCCAAUGAGGAAGGUGGCGAGAGGAAGAAGAGAGUGAGGACAGGGCCCUUGGUCCCUGACACUAUAAUCGACCCAGGAGUUCACUUCACUAGUGGGUUACAAGAUGUCAGAGCCAUUAUGGGUCAGUCAGCUGAGAUGGUGUGCAAGCUAAGUAGCGCGGACUGUGAUGGAGUGUGGUAUAAGGACGGAAAAGAGAUAACAUCCACGGAUGAUCUGAAGAUUACCAAAGAUGGGGCUAUCCACAAACUGAUGAUAUGUAACUGUAAAGAAGAGGACAAUGGAAAGUAUCGCUUUGAGGCAGAUGGACGUAAAUCAGAAGCCAUGCUUAUUGUGGAAGACCCACCAAGGAUGAAUCCAGAUGAUUUAGCUAAAUUCUCUGAGCCUGUGAUUAUCAAGGUUGGCCAAAAUGCUUCCUUUAAACUGAGCUUUGUGGGUCAAGAGCCAAUAAAAGUCCAGUGGUACAGUGAGGGUGAGGAGCUGCUGAAUGACACCAACAUCAAGAUUGAGAAGUCCUCCAGUCACAGCAGCUUACUCCUAACCAAGUGUCAGCGCAAAAACACAGAGAUCAAGCUCAAGCUAAAGAACGAAUUUGGGACUAUUGAGGCUUUCUCCAAGCUCAUCGUCUUAGACAAGCCUACCAAUCCACUGGGCCCUGUGGACGUGAUUGAGGCAUCAUCAUCUUGUGUGGAAUUCAAGUGGAGGCCUCCAAAAGACGAUGGAGGCUCUCCAGUGAUUCACUACAAUCUUGAACGGCAACAGAUAGGGAGAAACACCUGGAAAAAGAUUGGGAACAUCCCUGCGGAAGCCCACUAUAAGGACACAGAUGUAGACCAUGGAAGGAAGUACUGCUACCGCAUUAGGGCCAUAACUGCAGAAGGCACAAGCGAUGUGUUUGAGACAGAUGACAUACAGGCUGGCACUAAAGCUUAUCCAGGUCCACCGUCCACACCUAGAGUUGUCAGUGCCUUCAAGGACUGCAUAAAUCUAACAUGGACACCACCCACCAACACUGGAGGAACAAACAUUGUGGGCUACAACCUGGAGAAACGCAAGAGGGGCAGCAACCUGUGGAGUCAAGUAAACCCUCCAGAGGAGCCAAUCAAAGCCAAACAGUAUGGAGUGAAAGAUGUUGUUGAAGGAAUAGAGUAUGAAUUCCGCGUCUCAGCCAUCAACUUUUCUGGUGCUGGAGAACCAAGUUCACCCUCUGAAUUUGUGAUAGCCAGAGAUCCUAAGAAGCCCCCUGGUGCAGUAAUUGACCUAAAGGUGUCAGACUCCACAUAUUCUUCAUUGUCCCUAAGUUGGACAAAACCAAAGGAAGAAGAAGGUGUGCAGGAUGAAGCUAAAGGAUAUUUUGUGGAACUAAGGCCAGCAGAGAACACAGAAUGGACUCGGUGCAACUCCAAUCCAAUUAUAACAACUUCCUACACAAUUCUUGGUCUUAAGUCUAUGGCCAUGUACUGGGUAAGAGUGGUCGCAACCAAUGAAGGUGGAGAUGGUGAACCCAAGAAUCUAGACAACUAUAUCAUCGCUAUGCCUCCACCAGUGAGGCCAAAUUUCACUGAUCGGAAAAUGAAGAGCUUUAUGGUGGUGAGAGCUGGAAACUCUGCUCGAGUCACCAUCAAUUUUGAGGCAUCUCCCAUACCAACAAUAAUCUGGCUCAAAGAUGGAAUGCCUGUUUCUAAACAUGUGACUGUGAGCAACACCGACGGGACAUCUCAGCUCCUGAUCCCAUCUGCAGAGCGUUCAGACACUGGAAUCUACACCAUCAUAGUCAAGAACAUGGUGGGGCAAGAGACCUUCAGCACUGAGAUCAGGGUCACAGAUGAUCCUAAACCUCCUGGUCCAGUGGAACUGGAGCAAAACGUCCCUGGCACACUUACUGUAUCCUGGACGCCAUCGCCUGAUGAGAAAAGAGAUGACCGCUUGCACUAUACGGUGGCAAAACGUGACUCGGUCAAACAAACUUGGCACACUGUUGCUCAUCGUGUGUUUAACAACAACUUCACAGCUGUCAACAUCAUGCCAGGGAGGGAGUAUAACUUCCGCGUGUAUGCCAAGAAUGAUAUGGGGCUCUCUGAACCUUCUGAGUCCCCAACAUGGGGGGUUGUAAGGAAGAAAGAAAAGUUCACAGUCAACAUGCCUGAGCACAAGACCUGCAACUUUGAUUCUGCUCCUACUUUCACGGUCCCGCUGAAAACACACACCAGCCCAGAGAAAUAUGAGUGCUACAUGAGCUGUGCUGUAAAAGGCAACCCCACCCCCCAUGUCACCUGGUACCGUAACAACGUCAGCCUCAACACGAACACCAACUACUACAUCACCAACACAUGUGGCGUCUGUUCCUUACUAAUCCUGAGUGUGGGGUCCAAGGACAAUGGAGAAUACAAAGUUGUUGCAGAGAACACUUUAGGCCGUACAGAGUGCUCCACCCAGCUCACAAUCAGAGAAUGAAGACAUUUCAGGGUGUUCUAAGAGCUUUCUCAUCUUCUUCUAUCUGUAAUCAUGUCACAAAACAUAAAACCAUACACUUUAUUUUGUCACUAAAUGUAAAAGUUUCAGUUCUAAACACCAGUCAAAACAGAGCAGCUCCUACCUGCCCAGAUGACUUCAGAGACAUUAAAUUUAGCAGAAAAUGAAAGAAGAUAACGUUACCAGCACACAUGUGAAACACACUUUACCCAAUCUGUCAUUUUCAUUCAUUUGCAAACGAAAUAAAGAAAAUGACAUGAUGAUCAUACCAGACUGGUUAACCAAUCAUAGCUAAACUGGUAUUGUGUUCUCUUCUAUUUUCUUCUUACCUUGUUGGUUGAAAUUAACAUGUAUGGUGGCUAUUUAUUAAACUUAAAAGCUGUUGUGUAUGUUUUACUGCCAGUGCAUGUAAGCUCAACUGGAGCCAAUGUCCUAUCACUAAAAUUUCUAUUAUUAAUUGAGUAAUCUACCUGUUAUUUUGACUCAUAAACUAUGCAUAGCCUUUAAAGGAACUGCUUUUUCAUGAACAAUUAAACUAGGAAGCCUUAUAUAAUCAUUUGUUUAAGAAAUGCAUAUAGUUCAAUACAAACCUUAUACCCUAUACUGUACCUAGGAAGAUGUGUAAAUGGGGACUAGCAGAGUACACUGUAUACUGUCAUCAGUCUCAGGAUUCAAAACUUGUUUUAGUUUUGUUUGUACAGGUUAUGACCAAUGAUGCAGUCAACUCAAACAUUUUCAGAUUGUCAGAUAUACAAAAAAUAAUUAAAAGUCAUUUUUUCAUUAAGCAACUUAUUUACUCUUACUUAAGUGAUUUCCUUCAUUAAUACAUUUAGUUGUAUUCAAGCAAAUUAUCAAUACAAAAAACUGUAUUUUUAUUUAGAGAUUUUCAGUGCUCUUUCCACCUCUUGGAAAAUGUAACGAAAGUAUGAAUUAAAAAAUUAGGAGUAAGUUAAGCUUGCAACGUAUAACAUAGCUGUUGUUCUCUUGCUAUAGAUACACAUCACAUGGCAUUGAAUGCAGUUCAAUUUACAGUUCUGAUGCUUAAUGUACU